Molecule: messenger RNA, 361 nt
Organism: Medioppia subpectinata
Lineage: Eukaryota; Metazoa; Arthropoda; Arachnida; Sarcoptiformes; Oppiidae
Source: the annotation of a GenBank genome assembly
CGCGAAUCGUUUAUGCGAUGGCGCCGUCGGAACCGUACGUUUUUCAACCGACACGUGAUUCAGUCCAUUAGGAAAAUGUUGCCCCGACUCGAGAGCGCCGGCAAAGUGCAGGUCAACGAUCUCAUACAGGAGCUGCACGACGUGUUUGUCCUCCACGAGAUGACGGGCUUUCCGUUGAAUAUGCCGUACAAUGACUUUGAUUCGAUCACUGAAGCCGUGUUCGCCACUGGAGUCCAUUUGGCCGAAGACAAGAGAGUGGAGUUCGCGCUCACAGUCUAUGUCCACCCCUACCCGUCCAGUAUAUUCUCGGUGUGGGUAUAUGUGGCCGCACUUACACGACAUUCAGACAUUACAUAGAUUU